This is a messenger RNA of Penicillium angulare, 300 nucleotides long. RefSeq lists its product as uncharacterized. The transcript has 2 exons. Lineage: Eukaryota; Fungi; Ascomycota; Eurotiomycetes; Eurotiales; Aspergillaceae. The record is from RefSeq and is a predicted model, not a curated record. The coding region runs from base 1 to 300 and encodes 99 amino acids. Gene Ontology annotation, molecular function: ubiquitin protein ligase activity. Gene Ontology annotation, biological process: reciprocal meiotic recombination. Gene Ontology annotation, cellular component: synaptonemal complex.
AUGCCGGGCUUAUUUGAAAGAGAGGGCAGUGGUCACCACUUGCUCACUGACCGUACCAGACACAUCUUCUGCCCUGGGUGCGCAGACGGAUUGGGACUCUCACACCCCACCUCUGAUAACCGUCACUGCCCGGCCUGUCAAACCGUUCUUUUCAACCCUGACGAUGCCGUUUCCACAAUUCUCAACCCUACGGAGGAUUAUAAGACCAGUGUAUUGAGCGGGUUGGAUCCCAGUACUAUCAUGGAGUGUGCCGGCCGCGCACUGGGGUUUUGGGCAUAUCAAAGUAUACAAGAAAUGUAA